Amoebophrya sp. A120 is the source of this 1397-nucleotide messenger RNA. The record is from the annotation of a GenBank genome assembly. Lineage: Eukaryota; Dinophyceae; Syndiniales; Amoebophryaceae.
GCCCUUUUGGAUGUAGCUGUGCUGGACCUAACUUCUUGUCUCGUACUGACGUGCGGCAAGAAGUUCCUGGCACAAAAAGUAGAAGCAUCACCUCUCAGCCGAUUUACAAAAAAAUGUAAGAUUUGAACUGCGACGGACGAAGUCUCCCGUAGUAGAACAGAGAUUUAUUUUUUAGUUCCGUUUCGAACAUAGACAUACACAUAGUAGCACGGAAAAGUAGGCGAACACUGGAAAAGUCAAAGUACGCCGAAUAAAAAGUGAUCCAUUUUCGGUGCUGCCCUUAAACGUAGUAGCGACCUGCUCCCUUGUUUUUCCCCCUAGCCCCCGGGGUGGCCGUCACCUUUCAGGAUCAAAAGGCGCCCAAUUUUUUGUGUAGUCAUAAAACGAACGGAUAAUCGUUAAAACCACUUUCUUACACAACAAUAAAUCUGGUUAUUUAUCAAAGUUUUGUUGACAAACGUGAAAAAAUCAAAUGACCUCCACCACCUCCGCAUUGUGCGCCCUGCACCGCGGGCUUCGCAUGGGCAGCAGUAGCGCGUCAGGCAGUCGAGCACUUUAUAGUUUUCAUCCUGCAGGGGGGCCUACCCCCACUUCGGUGUUGACGGUAGCAGGAGUAGACACAGACUUUCGAGCAAGAAAUGAACCUGUGUGUAGAAGAACAAAUAGGCAGCACCUACUAUUUUCCACGGUAGCCGCACCUCGACACGGUCCUCGAACUGGCGAUUUCGCGACCGUGCCUGCGACCAGUGGGUCAUUCGUAACACGACCGGCAGAAAGCAGCUCUACAGCCUUGGUACCAUCUUCGAGGAAUUCUUAUUUUCCAGUUGCGACCAGGAUCACCAGGACGUUCCACAGGUCCUUCAGCAGUGCGGCCGCGGCGACCGCGACCGCUGCCGAUAUCACCAUUCUCCCGAACGGGGUCGCGCAGCUGCGGAAACUGUUGAAAAAGGAGCCCGACCGGUACCUACGAUUAACCGUCAACAGCGGAGGCUGCUCCGGCUACCAGUACGAAUUCAAAAUGGACAAAACCAGAAAACCGGAUGACAUGUACAUAUAAAACAUGAGUGUGAUUCCUUGAAGAUGUUGCUUACCUUCCCUGAUGUAUUUCUGCUGCUACACAAAAGUCGUGGACGUGGUAUUGUAUGCUAAGUUCUCCUGCGACGAAGCUGCACACUGAAAAGAAUUUCGAAAAAAAAAUCAAAAUCUACUAUAACAGCGUUGUCGAGCAAGACGGCGUGACGCUGCUAGUGGACGAGUUGAGUUUGGAUUUUCUGGGUAGCUGCGAGAUCGACUACACACAGGAGAUGAUUCGAGCGAGUUUCCAGGUGGUCAAGAACAGUAGCGCGGAAGCGGGCUGCGGUUGCGGUGCCAGUUUCUCCGUCUCCAGCGGUUUCUGA